Lipotes vexillifer (Yangtze River dolphin) is the source of this 4621-nucleotide messenger RNA. RefSeq names its product collagen type XVII alpha 1 chain (gene COL17A1). Gene Ontology annotation, biological process: extracellular matrix organization. NCBI's taxonomy places the organism in Eukaryota, Metazoa, Chordata, Mammalia, Artiodactyla, Lipotidae. The transcript has 56 exons. Gene Ontology annotation, molecular function: extracellular matrix structural constituent conferring tensile strength. The record is from RefSeq and is a predicted model, not a curated record. Bases 152 to 4621 code for a protein of 1489 amino acids.
CUCAGCUGUAACACACCUUGACUGGGUCUGGAUAAAAAAAAGUGGGAACAGCAAACGUCUAGAAGAAAACGUCAGGGGAAGGAGGAGAGAGGGGGCAUUUACUCAAAGUUGUUUCUGAUUCCGUCAACACCUCAGACUAGGGGGCGAUGGUAUGGAUGUAACCAAGAACAAACGAGAUGGCAGUGAAGUCACUGAAAGAAUUAUCACGGAAACAAUAACUAAAAGACUUACGUCCUUACCACCAAAAGGGGGCACCAGCAACAGCUAUGCUAAAACAGGCUCUCUUGGUGGAGGGAGCCGGCUGGAGAAACAGAGCCUGAUGCAUGGCAGCAGUGGCUACAUAAACUCAAGUGGGAGCACACGAGGCAAUGCCUCUACCUCCAGUUACAGGAGGGCCCCUGGUGAGUUGGCCUCCACUCUGCCCAACUCACCAGGCUCGACCUUUGAGAGAAAAAUUCACGUCACCCGCCAUGGAACAUACGAAGGGAGCUCCAGCGGCAACUCUUCCCCUGAGUACCCUCGGAAGGAAUUUGCGUCUUCUCCAACCAGAGGACGGAGCCAAACACGAGAGAGCGAGAUCCGAGUUCGACUGCAGAGUGCAUCCCCAUCUACCCGAUGGACGGAAUUGGAUGACGUCAAGCGUUUGCUCAAGGGAAGCCGAUCAGCAAGCGUGAGCCCCACCCGGAAUUCCUCUAACACACUCCCCAUCCCCAAGAAAGGCACUGUGGAGACCAAAUUGGUGACAGCGAGCUCCCAGUCAGUGUCCGGCACCUAUGACACAACCAUCCUGGAUGCCAACCUUCCCUCCCACAUGUGGUCCUCCACACUGCCGGCAGGGUCCUCCAUGGGCACCUAUCACAACAACGUCACAGCCCAGAGCUCAUCCCUCCUCAACACCAAUGCCUAUUCUGCAGGAUCAGUCUUUGGAGUUCCAAACAACAUGGCCUCCAGCUCCCCAGCUCUGCAGCCUGGAAUCAGCACCAGCUCCUCAGUGUUUGGCAUGCAGAACAAUCUGGCCCCCAGUUCACCCGCCCUGUCCCAUGGCAUGGCCACCACCUCCACAGCAUAUGGUGUGAAGAAAAACAUGCCCCAGAGCCCUGCCGUUGUGAGCACUGGGGUGUCCACCUCCACAGCCAGCACCACAAGUGUCCACAACAAUGACCUCUUGCACAAGGACUGUAAAUUCCUGAUCCUGGAGAAAGACAACGCACCUGCCAAGAACGAGGUGGAGCUGCUGAUCAUGACCAAGGACAGCGGGAAGGUCUUCACCGCCUCCCCUGCCAGUGUCACUGCAACUUCUUUUUCAGAGGACACCCUAAAAAAGGAAAAGCAAGCUGCAUACACCACUGACACCUACCUAAUGUCAGAAGCUAAUGGAGACGUGAAGACCGUGUCCGCAAAGGGCAACGCUGCCUCUGCAGACUUCUACGGCUACAACCGCCACCGUGGGGGCGGCAGUAGCAGCGGCAGGGGCGCCGGCAGCGGGGUCUCCGGUGGAGGCGGCAAGGGCUCGUGGGGGGUAGCGCCAGCCUGGUGCCCCUGUGGCUCCUGCUGCAGCUGGUGGAAGUGGCUGCUGGGCCUUCUCCUCACCUGGCUGCUGCUCCUGGGGCUGCUCUUUGGCCUCAUCGCUCUGGCUGAGGAGGUGAGGAACCUGAAAGCACGUGUGGAUGAGCUGGAAAAGGUCAGGAGCAGCGUGCUGCUUUACAACAAGAAGAUGGAGAGGACCAGCCAGGACUCCGUGCAGGGUGUCGCACCGAGGCUGGGCGAAGGUGUCAGGAAAUCUGAGCUUGAUGGCUACAGUCAAGAAGACCUCUGGCAAUUCAUGAGGGGCAAGCUGAUGGCAGAACAGGAAAACGGAAAUCUCCGAGGAAGCCCUGGCCCUAAAGGUGACAUGGGAAGUCAAGGCCCUAAAGGAGAUCGAGGGUUCCCUGGGACUCCAGGUAUCCCUGGGCCCUUGGGCCACCAAGGUCCGGAGGGACCAAAGGGACAAAAAGGCAGUGUGGGAGAGCCUGGCAUGGAGGGACCCAUGGGCCAGAGAGGGCGAGAAGGCCCCAUGGGACCUCGCGGUGAACCAGGGCCUCCUGGGUUUGGAGAGAAAGGAGACAGAGGGGAUGCUGGUCAACCAGGCAUUCAAGGCCCACCUGGUGUCCCAGGUUCUGUGGGUCCCAAAGGUUCUAGCGGUCUUCCUGGCCCACAGGGUCCCCCAGGCUCUGUAGGUCGCCAAGGGCUACGAGGUGAAGUGGGACUCCCUGGCAUCAAAGGUGACAAAGGACCUAUGGGACCACCAGGACCCAAAGGUGACCAGGGUGAGAAAGGACCCCGAGGCCUCACAGGCGAGCCCGGCUUGAAAGGUUUACCUGGUGCUAUGGGCGAGCCUGGGCCUAAAGGAGCAAUGGGACAAGCUGGCCCCGACGGACACCAAGGCCCAAGAGGGGAACAAGGUCUUCCAGGGAUGCCCGGAAUCCGGGGCUUACCAGGACCUUCUGGAGACCCAGGAAAGCCAGGUCUCACAGGACCCCAAGGACCUCAGGGACUUCCUGGUACCCCCGGCCGACCAGGGGCUAAAGGUGAACCCGGAGCUCCAGGCAGGAUUGUGACUUCAGACGGAUCAUCGACUCUCACUGUCCCAGGUCCCCCGGGACCUCCUGGAGCCAUGGGACCUCCAGGACCUCCAGGUGCCUCAGGCCCCAUUGGCCCAGCUGGUCUCCCAGGACAGCAAGAGGGUCUUGAUUUACGAGGUCCCCCAGGCCCACCUGGACCACCUGGGCCACCAGGUGAACCAUCCAUUCCAGGACCCCCAGGACCCCGAGGCCCAGCAGGGGAAGGCUUGCCAGGCCCACCAGGCCCGCCAGGAUCUCUCCUGACCAGCUCAGAGACCUUCUUGUCCGGCCCUCCAGGCCCACCUGGCCCCCCAGGCCCCAAGGGAGAGCAAGGCGCCCCAGGCCCCCGAGGACACCAAGGCGAGCGAGGCCUCCCAGGGUUCUCAGCCUCAGGCUCCAGUUCUCUCGGACUCAACCUACAAGGACCGCCAGGCCCACCCGGCCCUCAGGGACCCAAGGGUGACAGAGGUGAUCCCGGAGUCCCAGGGUCUCCCGGCAUUCCCAGUGGGCCCUCUCGAGGGGGAUCAUCAUCGAGCACCAUGUUCAUGCAGGGCCCGCCAGGCCCACCAGGGCCCCCCGGGCCUCCAGGCUCCAUCAGCAGCUCCGGCCUGGAGAUUCAGCAGUACAUCUCUGACUACAUGCAGAGUGACAGUAUCAGGUCUUAUCUAUCUGGAGUUCAGGGUCCCCCAGGCCCACCUGGUCCCCCCGGGCCUGUCACCACCAUCACGGGUGAGACUUUCAACUACUCAGAGCUGGCCAGCCUCGUCGUGAGCUACUUACAGACUUCGGGAUACAGCAUCAGCACGUCCUCCACCUCCGUCUCUUCUGAAGACAUCCUGGCUGUGCUCCAGCGGGAUGAUGUGCGUCAGUAUCUACGGCAGUACCUGAUGGGCCCUCGGGGUCCCCCAGGGCCACCAGGAGCCAGUGGAGGUUGGUCCCUCCAGUCUUUGGACUACGCAGAGCUGAGCAGCCGCGUCCUCAGCUACAUGUCCAGCUCCGGAGUCAGCAUUGGGCUUCCUGGCCCCCCAGGGCCCCCAGGCUUGCCGGGAACAUCCUACGAGGAGCUCCUCUCCUUGCUCCAAGGGUCUGAAUUCAGAGGCAUUGUUGGGCCCCCAGGUCCCCCUGGGCCACCAGGGCUCCCAGGCAGCGCGUGGUCCAGCAUCAGCAUGGAGGACCUCUCAUCCUACCUGCAGACUGCUGGCUUGUCAUCCAUCCCAGGCCCUCCUGGUCCCCCUGGCCCCCCAGGCCCUCGAGGGCCCCCGGGGGUCUCAGGAGCUCUGGCGACAUACGCAGCUGAAAACAGCGACAACUUCCGGAGUGAGCUGAUCAGCUACCUCACAAGUCCUGACGUGCGCAGCUUCAUCGUCGGCCCGCCGGGUCCUCCCGGGCCCCAGGGUCCCCCCGGGGACAGCCGCCUGGUGUCCACGGACAGCUCCUACAGCCGGGGCGGCAGCUCCUCUUCUCUCAGUCGGGCCUCUUCCUACAGCUCCUCCACGGGCAUAGGAGGAGCCAGCGGAGGCUCCCUGGGCGAAGGGGGAGCCUUUGGCCUGGACGUGGGCCGGGUCCGAGGCUAUGGGGCAGCGGCAGAAGGCGGCAUGUAUGGCGGUGACGGUGGUUUCGGGGCCAGCUUUGCCGGAGGUCUGGAUUACAACGAGCUGGCCGUUCGGGUGUCUGACAGCUUGCAGCGUCAGGGCCUGCUCCAAGGGAUGGCCUACACUGUGCGGGGCCCACCAGGCCAGCCUGGGCCCCAGGGGCCCCCUGGCAUCAGCAAGGUCUUCUCCGCCUACAGCAACGUGACCGAGGACCUCAUGGACUUUUUCAGAGCUUAUGGAGCCAUCCCAGGACCCGCUGGGCAGAAGGGAGAGAUGGGCAUCCCUGGCCCCAAAGGUGAGAGGGGCCCUGCUGGGCCACCAGGUCGGCCUGGGCCACCCGGCCCUCGAGGACACAAGGGAGAAAAAGGAGACAAAGGUGACCAAGUCUAUGCUGGCCGGAGAAGGAGAAGCAUCGCCGUCAAGCCAUGA